AUGUCCUGGAAGGCUGUGCUGCUGGUGCUGUGUUGCCACGCUCAGGUGGCCGCUGGCCACAGGUGGAACAGAGCUGUGCUGUUCCCUGCUGCCCACCGGCCAAAAAGGUCCUCGUCCCUCCCACUGAACCCCGUCCUGCAGACCUCCCUGGAGGAGGUGGAAUUGCUCUAUGAGUUCCUCCUCUCUGAACUUGAAAUCAGCCCCGACCUGGAGAUCUCCAUCAAAGACGAGGAGCUCCUCUCCUUGAGGAAAGGUGCUGACUUCCGCUCCGUCUGCAACGAUGUGAUCCCCAAGCGCAUCCCAGACAUCCGUCGGCUGAGUGCCAGCCUCUCCAGCAACCCAGGCAUCCUCAAGAAGGAAGACUUUGAAAGGACGGUACUCACCCUGGCCUACACGGCCUAUCGCACGGCCCUGGCCCAAGGGCAUCAGAAGGACAUCUGGGCACAGGCUCUUCGUAGCCUCUUUCAGGCCCUGAGGCAUGAUCUGAUGCGGUCCUCAGGCCCCAAAAUGUCGCUCUGA
Molecule: messenger RNA, 519 nt
Organism: Elephantulus edwardii (Cape elephant shrew)
Lineage: Eukaryota; Metazoa; Chordata; Mammalia; Macroscelidea; Macroscelididae
Gene: FAM180A
Product: family with sequence similarity 180, member A
Exons: 3
Coding region: 1-519 (172 amino acids)
Source: RefSeq, a predicted model, not a curated record